AUGGCCGAGCCUUCCGUCCCUUCCCGUCAAGGCUACGGCUGUCAACGUGAGCACCUCGACCCAAACGAUCCAGAAGCCGAACCGGGUGCUGCAGAGGCAUGGAAUGCAUACCUUCUCGAAUUAGCAAAAGCGGAAUCCAGACUACCAAUCCCCAUAACAAAGACCCCAGAGCUACCACUCGUUCUACAACCUGAAGUUUCUAUUUUCGUGGGAACCGAAGGUGAUGAUGCCGCUAUAUCUUUGUCGAGGACGACGCCUCCUGGUGCUGCUACAACUUCUACCGUUGUUACUGACGAUGGGAAAGUAGAAUUGACCUUAGCUCAAGUUUGUGAGUCGAUGAGGAUCCAUAGGCUGGAAACUCAAGCUGAACUACAAGCUGUUGAGGAUCAAUUCCGGAAGGAUUGGGUAGCUAGAGGGUUUUCGUUGGAUUUACUACCUGAAAACAUCAACGGCGAUAACGACAACAAUUCUUCUUCCUCUACGAAAAAGACGGCAAAAUCUAAUUCUAAUUCUAAAGAUGUCGACGAUGAACCAUUGGUACAGAUGUUGGAACGGAUACAGAUCGAAAGCGAAUCAUGGAAUCCACAUAACAGAAAGAAAAAGGGAGCUACCGCUAAGGGGGUUUCAAUGAAAAAGACUGCCCCUCAGGGACCUGAUAAAGAGGUACUAAGGAAGCUGGUGUACCUCGCUACAAAACGUUAUUUACCGGAAACUAUCACCUCCGUGGUUUCUGGCCCUAAUGAGUGUCGACCGGUAUCUUCACUGUCAUCAAACUCUUUACUCCCCGAAAUGGUCCAGCAUACAAAAUAUCUACCGGCUGACCCGCCCGUGAUAAAUCUUCCAAGUCUUACCAAUGAGGAGGUACAAGCUGUUAUGGAUAGUAAGAUCAAGGAGGAACAAGACUACAAAGCGAGGGUACGUGCUCUUGAGGAUAGCAUCAGGAGGAACGAAAAACUGUUUGAGGAAGGGGAGGAGUACCUAAGACAUUUCGAAGAGAUGAAGGCAAAACAACAGACAGAAUUCGAAGAUAUGAUCUUGAAGAGGAGGAAGGCCGUGAGAGAGGAGGCUGCCAGAAGGCAAAAAGAAGAUGAAGAGAGAAUUAAGAGAGAAGCAGAGGAGAAAAGGAGAAUGGAGGCUGCUCAGGCGAAAGAAUUGGCCGAGCGGCUGAGAAGAGAGGAGGAACAGCGGAGGUUGGCGGAGAUCAGAGAAGCGGAAAGGAGGGCGAGGGAAGAACAAGAAAGGCAGCAGAAGAUCAAGGAGGAAGCUCAACGGAAGAAAGACGAGGCUGCGAGAAAGGCCAAAGAGGCACAAGAUGCGCAGCAAGCGGUUGAACUGGCGGCGAAAGAGAAAGCGCAGCUGUUCCUUCAGGAAAGAGAGCGGCAAAAGCUUGAAAAAGAGAAGCAAGUUCAGGCACAGCAGGCGCAACAGGUACAACAGGUACAGGCGCAACAAGCACAGGCGCAACCGCAGCGGGCGACAGCACCAGGGGUUGUGAAUGAAGCCGGAAUCAAGGAAAUGGUUGAGAGGCUGCUUUCAACGAUGCCAUACGCUACUUCCGAAUACGAAAACAUUAAGGCUAAGGUCAUCCAACUCCUGGCAUGGAAACAAAGAUACUUGCAGGGAAUCAUCAAGAUGGGCCCUCCAAACCCCGGAUACGCUCGGUUUUUUUCGUCUUACGCUGAAUUCCGUGUCUCUAUGGGGGUCGUGGAACUCAGAGUUAAAACAAUCAAGACCUAUUACAUGAACGGUGAUUUGACCAAUUUCAAGACGAAAUUGUCAAAGAAGGUUAUGCAAGUCGUCGGGAAUAGCAAUGGUUACUUGGAUGCCGCAAAGGUUAUCGUCGGUCAAUUACAAGCCGUCAACGUUGUUAGCCAAGAGAAGGAGCCCCAAAUCAUUGCCGUAGAUGAUUUUGUUAACCCCCAACAGAAAAAGACUGGGGAUAGGGGUCUUCCGGGAAUCUUCCUAUCUCUUUACAACUUCAUCAAAAUUAUUCUUGUCAAAGCAAUGACUGAAGGGCCUGAGAAAAUUGCUAUCCUAAAAGCCCUGGCUACGCUUCUAAAUUCGGUUAUGGGUGGGAACGCAACCUUCUGGAGACAUUCGGCACUUACUAUGAUCCUUUAUUUCCGAUUUUUUGAGCAAUCGCCUACUCUAUUCGGUGCCAUGGGUGAGAAGAAGGACAUUGGGUACCGAACGAUUGGCGGACAAAUUGCCGAAUCUCCGACAGAGGUCAAUGGUCGCGCGGAGGUCGUAGCCACGAUCUUUUGUCUAAUGGGAAUUCUUCGACCAAGCAAUACAAAGCGAGAACAGAUUCUUACGAUAGUUGAUGUUCACCGUGCACUGAUGGUGAACCUAUCCGUCCCCGUUCAUCUCCGAGAUGAAUUACAUUACAUCAAUAUCCGUACAGUCAUGACAAUCGCGCCCUGGACGCUACGAACCUAUUUAGGUUACGAAGGGGUAGUUAAAUUAGAAUCAGAGAUAGUUAAGUACUGUAGAGAGGAGACGAAUGUGAAGCUCAAGGCGCUGGCUAGUUUAUUGAUGGAACAGGCGAAACAGUUGCACAGCCAGGGAUUUACAGAUCGAAGAAAGGAGUUUGGAUGCGAUGAAUGGAGGUACUGGGAUCCGGCAGAUGUCAAAGAUACUAAUGCGAAGAGAAGGGCGGUUGGAGAGGUUGUUCAUCCGGGCCAGGAGAAGGUGGAUUAUGAGGUUACUAAGGGGAGGAUUGAUAGGGAAACAGCCAUUGAAGAAAAGUUUAGACCUCCUGGGGCGGAGUCGGCGCCGCAGAGGAUGUAA
This is a messenger RNA of Orbilia oligospora ATCC 24927, 2790 nucleotides long. RefSeq lists its product as uncharacterized. The transcript is spliced from 2 exons. The record is from RefSeq and is a predicted model, not a curated record. Lineage: Eukaryota; Fungi; Ascomycota; Orbiliomycetes; Orbiliales; Orbiliaceae. Bases 1 to 2790 code for a protein of 929 amino acids.